Myzus persicae (green peach aphid) is the source of this 1100-nucleotide messenger RNA. RefSeq names its product protein TSSC4. The coding region runs from base 281 to 907 and encodes 208 amino acids. Lineage: Eukaryota; Metazoa; Arthropoda; Insecta; Hemiptera; Aphididae. The record is from RefSeq and is a predicted model, not a curated record. The transcript has a single exon.
UAAUAAUAUUAUUAUUUACCACAAUAGAUGGUAGGAUAGCUUACUAUUUGGCAAUUUAGCAUAUUAUCCUUACUAGUUUGUUUUAUAGUGCUACUAAAGUACAACAUUACCGUUUACACUUUACUCCAUCUAAACUACUUCGUAUUUUUGUAUAAUAUAAUUAUUGUAAAAUGUACGUAAGUCGACCGUGACUGUUGUGAUUUGCAAUGCCAAUGCAUACAACGAAGUAAUAUCGCGGAAAGAAGUUUUUGGUGUAUCAGUUUUCAAUCGAACACGAAUCAUGUCUUUUCAGGAUCCAACGUUCGUCGGUGACACUCCAGAGUUCCAGAACAAACGUACAAACCUGUUCGCCGUGCUUGAUCAAGCAGAGAAGGACUUGGAGUCAAAAAUUAUAAAAGCUACGACGGCUGACGCACAUGAAAUACUCAAUGGUCGUGUAGUACGCAGAACUGGUCGCUCGCUGACCAGACAGUUCCGAGGCAAAGACAGUCUGUUUGUCAAGCCUGAAAUACCACCGUGGCGAAUAAUUGAAAAACACAGACCUCCAGAUUUCAAAUUGCAUCCUCAUAAGUGGACUAAAUAUUCAUUGGCUGAUGUAAACGAAAUGAAUGACAAAAGCAAUGCAGCUGCCGCAUUUGCUUUUCUUAAAGAAAUGCAAACCAGAAAAUCUAAAGAUGACGAAAAUGAUAAUGAAGAAGGUAAGAAAAUAGUGUUCAAGAGAACCAUGAAGUCCAACAAACCUGAAAUGAAACCGAGUUUUAAGAGUACCAAACUGGUUAUGCCAGAAUAUGAAUUUGGAAAAAAGGUACAGAAGAAGAAAAGUAGACCAGAACGUACAACAGAUGGAACUACUUCUCACAAAGAAAUCAAACUUGGGCAUUUAAUGGAAGAUGAAAUUGAUGAAUGAUUCAUAAUUUGUGUAAAUUGUAAAUAUUAGUUGUAUAACUCAUUUUAUGUUAAGAAUCUUAUAAGUUAUUUUUAACUAAAUAAUUCAAUUAAUAUUAUCCAAAUAAAUUAUUUAUUAAAAAUGUAAAAAUCCACUCAAGUCUUGAUUGUUUAAUACUAUCAAUAUUAACAAAAUAAAUGAUUUGAGAAUUUAA